Ananas comosus (pineapple) is the source of this 700-nucleotide messenger RNA. Its product is annotated as 60S ribosomal protein L37-3-like. The record is from RefSeq and is a predicted model, not a curated record. The coding region runs from base 162 to 458 and encodes 98 amino acids. Lineage: Eukaryota; Viridiplantae; Streptophyta; Magnoliopsida; Poales; Bromeliaceae. Gene Ontology annotation, biological process: translation. The transcript is spliced from 4 exons. Gene Ontology annotation, cellular component: ribosome; cytosolic large ribosomal subunit. Gene Ontology annotation, molecular function: RNA binding; structural constituent of ribosome.
UAAGUGCAUUUCGGUAAUUAUACAAGUCGACGGAGGUCGGAAAAAGUGGGCUAUAAGACGCUCCGCUCCCGCUAGGGUUUUCGAUUCCUCCUCCUCCUCUACUACGUUAAUUAUCUCUUCAGAGACAAAGCAGCGGCCGCCGAGAGGAGAACGACGCGGAAAUGGGGAAGGGCACAGGGAGCUUCGGGAAGCGGAGGAACAAGACGCACACUCUCUGCGUGCGGUGCGGUCGCAGGAGCUUCCACAUCCAGAAGAGCACCUGCGCCUCCUGCGGAUACCCCGCCGCUCGAAUCCGCAAGUAUAACUGGAGUGUGAAGGCAAUCAGGAGGAAGACCACAGGCACAGGAAGAAUGAGGUAUCUUCGUCACGUGCCUCAAAGAUUCAAGAGCAACUUCAGAGAAGGAGGCGAGGCUGUUUCGAAGAAGAGAGGAGCUGCUGCUGCUUCCGCUUCAAGCUAAGCAUUGCUGAUGGGAGCAUUUACAUUACCUUGCAUCUUGCAACAACUAGAACUUUUCUUUUUGGUUGUAUUAUGUGGAUUCUCUUUGCUAAAUUAGGAUGAAGGAAUGUGAGUUUUGGUUUAAGUUUGCCGCGGCUUUUUAGCUGUUGAAUUUUAUUUAUCUUAAAAUGAGGAGAAAGUUUUUGACUUUCAUUGCCAUUGGAUAUCCUUUUAAUUGCCUGCUUGAGUGAGUUCCUUGUGUUA